Molecule: messenger RNA, 942 nt
Organism: Nomascus leucogenys (northern white-cheeked gibbon)
Lineage: Eukaryota; Metazoa; Chordata; Mammalia; Primates; Hylobatidae
Gene: COPS9
Product: COP9 signalosome subunit 9
Biological process (GO): negative regulation of protein neddylation
Source: RefSeq, a predicted model, not a curated record
CGCCCCGGCUGCCGCGUCUCACUCCCCGCCGCGGUGCGAGGGGCCCCGUGCCCCGCACCCUUCCACCCGUGUUUUGCUGUUUUUUGACUCUGGGCGUCCCAGGGGUGCAGCGGCCCCUCCGUGGGGCCCUGGUUUGCUUGCACCUCUUCAUCUGCUCACCGGCCGCGAGUGUGUCUUCUUCAGACAAACGUCUGAAGGUCAAGGCUCCCGUGAACCCGGCCGUCUUUGCGGCAGUGUGAGGCUCCCUCUUUAUUCUGGAUCUGGCCCCUUGUCGGAGGCGUGCUCUGCAGGCACUGCUCCCAUUGCUGGCAGCCUUUUCUCUCCGUGGCCGCCCGGCCGCCCAUCAGAGGCGUUGCAGACGCCCACCCUCGCCAGCGCAAAGACAAACGCCGGUGGCCGCGGACUCGCUAGCGGCCAGGAGCACCCCGGCUGGCGGGCACCACAGAGGCGCGGUCCUCCGGCGUCUAGAUCUGCCAUGUGGCGCGCGCCGGAAGCGGCCCUGAGGCCGGAAGUGGGCCUAGAGCGCCGCGGCCCCGAGAUGAAGCCGGCGGUAGACGAGAUGUUCCCCGAGGGCGCCGGGCCCUACGUGGACCUGGACGAGGCGGGAGGCAGCACCGGGCUCUUGAUGGACUUGGCAGCCAAUGAAAAGGCCGUUCAUGCAGACUUUUUUAAUGAUUUUGAAGAUCUUUUUGAUGAUGAUGACAUCCAGUGAGAUGCCCUCUGGCUGCAGGCGGGGCCAAGCCGUUGGUACAGAGCCGCAGUGUGAGCCUGCGCAGGACGGUUUCAGGUGGUUUGAAAGAACACGUCGAAAUCCCUUGAAUUUAGGACCUGGUUAACCAAGAAAGAUAAGAAUGUUCUUAACGACCUAGAUGAGGCUGUUCAUCUCUGAACGUGAUCAGGUUUUGUCCUCACUCCAAUUAAAAGAAAGCAUUGUCACAUGCA